GCUCCUUAAGUCCGCGGGCCGGCCGGGGGCUGCUGGGACUGCGGAGCGCGGUAGGCGAUGGCGGAGCCGGCUGCCAACCUGCCGGAGACUACUGCGGACCGCUCGGGGUCUGCCGAUGGCUCGGGAUCCGCAGGGGAUGUGUCCAAGACGGUGGGGGACCCGCUGGCGCCCGCCCCGACCCAAACUCUGGGCGCGCUGCUAGGCCACCGCGUCUAUGCGCGCCGCUGGGUCUUCCUGCUGGUGGUCAGUCUGCUCAGCUGCUCCAACGCCACGCUCUGGCUCAGUUUCGCACCCGUGGCUGACACCAUUGCCGAGCACUUCUCCCUGUCCAUGGAGCAGAUCAACUGGCUGUCAUUGGUCUACCUCGUGGUGUCCAUCCCAUUUGGCAUAGUGGCCAUCUGGAUCCUAGACUCUGUUGGGCUUCGCUGGGCGACCAUCCUGGGUGCAUGGCUGAACUUCGCUGGGAGUGCGCUCCGCUCCGUGCCCUGCAUGACCCGUGAGAAACUGUACCCAAUUGCUUUCCUCAUGGGUGGCCAGACCAUCUGUGCCCUGGCCCAGACCCUGGUCAUCUUCUCUCCAGCCAAGCUGGCUGCCUUGUGGUUCCCAGAGCACCAGCGGGCCACAGCCAACAUGAUCGCCACCAUGUCGAACCCCCUGGGCCUCCUCGUGGCCAAUGUGCUGUCACCUGCCUUGGUGAAGACGGGGGACGACAUCCCCAUAAUGCUUGGUGUCUACGUCAUCCCUGCCGGCCUCACGUGCUUGCUGGCCACUGCCUGCCUCUGGGAGAGCGUGCCCCCCACCCCGCCCUCUGCCGGGGCUGCCAGCUCCACCUCGGAGAAGUUCCUGGACGGGCUCAAACUGCUGGUACGGAACAAGGCCUACGUCAUCUUGGCAGUGUGCUUUGGAGGCGGCAUUGGCAUCUUCUCCAGCUUCUCGGCCCUCCUAGAGCAGAUCCUCUGUGUGAAUGGCUACUCUAAUGAGUUCUCGGGUCUCUGCGGGGCUCUCUUCAUCAUGUUUGGGAUUCUGGGGGCACUGGCUCUUGGCCUGUACGUGGACCGGACCAAAUGCUUCACUGAGGCCACCAAGAUAGGCCUCUGCCUAACCUCCAUGGUCUGCGUGGCCUUUGCCCUGGUGUCCCAGAUGCGGGGACAGACCCUGGCGCUGGCAGCCAUAUGCUCGCUCUUUGGGUUCUUUGGCUUCUCAGUGGCACCCGUGGCCAUGGAACUGGCCGUCGAGUGCUCCUUCCCUGUGGGAGAGGGAGCUGCUGCAGGCCUGAUCUUCGUGCUGGGGCAGGCCGAGGGCGUGCUCAUCAUGUUACUGUUGACGGCACUGACUGUGCGUCGCGCGGAGCCAUCUUUCUCCACUUGCCGGCAUGGCGACGUCCCGCUGGACUGGACAGUGUCCAUGCUGCUGAUGGCUGGCCUGUGCACCCUCUUCAGCUGCAUCAUGGUGCUCUUCUUCUACACUCCAUACCGGCGCUUGCAGGCGGAGUCUGGCAUGUCCUCCUCCACCCAGGAAGUGUGCCCAAGAGCUGAGGACCAUCCUGAACCACCCCUGAGGACCUGACAUGGAACCCCCAGCUGUUCGCUGCUGGAAGCUCAGGGGCAGCUCAUUCUUAGAGGGAGUUCUCUUCUAGGAGCCCCAGGACUUGGAGAGAUUAUGACCAGAGAUGUCUCGUGAAGGAGAGGUGGGAGAGGCAGGCUUGGGUUACCUUGGCUGGCCAGCUACAGCUGAGAGCCUGUGGCAGAGAUCUGGGGUCCUUUGCGUACCCAGUGCAAGGCAGAAUGGCCCUUGGCCCCAGGACAGAGCAUGUGGCUACAGCAAGAAGAGCUACCGCUGUGUGGACAUUGACCUGGCAGGACUCCUGUGGCCAGGCCAGACCCAGAGUGGCUGGGGGGGGGGGGG
This is a messenger RNA of Tupaia belangeri chinensis (Chinese tree shrew), 1905 nucleotides long. It is a transcript of the gene SLC49A3, whose product is annotated as solute carrier family 49 member 3. Lineage: Eukaryota; Metazoa; Chordata; Mammalia; Scandentia; Tupaiidae. Gene Ontology annotation, molecular function: transmembrane transporter activity. Gene Ontology annotation, cellular component: membrane. Gene Ontology annotation, biological process: transmembrane transport. The transcript is spliced from 10 exons. The coding region runs from base 58 to 1566 and encodes 502 amino acids. The record is from RefSeq and is a predicted model, not a curated record.